Molecule: messenger RNA, 8720 nt
Organism: Condylura cristata (star-nosed mole)
Lineage: Eukaryota; Metazoa; Chordata; Mammalia; Eulipotyphla; Talpidae
Gene: LAMA1
Product: laminin, alpha 1
Exons: 60
Coding region: 1-8583 (2860 amino acids)
Biological process (GO): blood vessel morphogenesis; camera-type eye development; regulation of cell adhesion
Cellular component (GO): basement membrane
Molecular function (GO): signaling receptor binding; extracellular matrix structural constituent
Source: RefSeq, a predicted model, not a curated record
AUGCGGAGCGGCGCGGGGGUCACUCUCUUGGCCUCGCUGCUCUGGAUUACCGCGCAGUGCCAGCAGCGAGGUCUGUUUCCCGCCAUUCUCAACCUCGCCAGCAACGCCAACAUCAGCACCAAUGCGACCUGCGGUGAGAAGGGGCCUGAGAUGUUCUGCAAACUCGUGGAGCACGUGCCUGGCCGCCCGGUGCGCCAUGCUCAGUGCCGGGUCUGCGAUGGCGGCAGCUCAAACCCCAAAGAACGCCAUCCGAUAUCCAAUGCCAUCGACGGCACCAACAACUGGUGGCAAAGUCCCAGCAUUCAGAAUGGGAGGGUGUUUCACUGGGUCACCAUCACCCUGGACUUGAGACAGGUUUUUCAAGUUGCUUAUGUCAUCAUCAAAGCUGCUAAUGCCCCCCGACCUGGAAACUGGAUUUUGGAGCGAUCUCUGGACGGCACCCACUUCAGUCCCUGGCAGUAUUAUGCAGUUAGUGAUACGGAAUGCUUGACUCGUUACAAUAUCACUCCAAGACGGGGCCCACCUACCUAUAGAGCAGAUGAUGAAGUGAUCUGUACCUCCUAUUAUUCCAGACUGGUGCCACUCGAGCAUGGAGAGAUCCAUACAUCACUAAUCAAUGGCAGACCAAGUGCUGAUGAUCCUUCACCCAAGUUGUUGGAAUUUACCUCUGCAAGAUAUAUCCGCCUUCGCUUACAGCGCAUUAGAACCCUCAAUGCAGAUCUUAUGACCCUCAGCCACCACGACCCUAAAGACCUUGAUCCCAUUGUCACGAGACGAUAUUACUACUCAAUCAAAGACAUUUCUGUUGGUGGGAUGUGCAUUUGCUAUGGUCAUGCUAGUAGCUGCCCAUGGGAUGAAACUACAAAGAAACUACAGUGUCAGUGUGAACAUAACACCUGUGGAGAGAGCUGCAGUAAGUGUUGCCCUGGAUUCCAUCAGCAUCCCUGGAGGCCUGGCACCAUUUCUUCUGGUAACAGAUGCGAAAAAUGUAAUUGUCACAAUAAAGCCAAAGACUGCUACUAUGACGAAAGUGUUGCAAGUCAGAAGAGAAGUCUGAAUAUUGCUGGACAGUAUAAAGGAGGCGGGGUUUGCAUAAAUUGCCUGCAGAACACCAUGGGAAUAAAUUGUGAAACUUGUGUCGAUGGAUAUUACAGACCACACAAAGUGUCUCCUUAUGAGAACAACCCUUGCCACCCCUGUGACUGUGAUCCUUGGGGAUCUCUCAGUUCUGUCUGUAUCAAGGAUGAUCUCCAUUCGGACUUACACAAAGGGAAGUGGCCAGGUCAGUGUCCAUGCAAAGAAGGUUACACAGGAGAAAAAUGUGAUCGCUGCCAAUUAGGCUACAAGGGUUACCCAGACUGCGCCCCCUGUGGCUGCAACAUGACUGGCAGUGUGAAUGAGGACCCCUGCCUGGAGCCUUGUCUUUGUAAGGCGAAUGUCGAAGGGAAAGAAUGUGAUCGCUGCAAACCAGGAUUCUAUAACUUGCAGGAAAGGAACCCUCAGGGCUGCACGGAGUGCUUCUGCUUUGGGGUCUCUGACGUCUGCGACAGCCUUUCUUGGCCCAUCAGUCAGGUAAAGGAUAUGUCCGGGUGGCUGGUCACGGACUUGAUUCAUCCACGUAAGAUCCCGUCCCAGCAGGACGUGCUGGGCAGGCAGCAUCAGAUCAACAUCAACAACACCAUGGUCACGCAGAGGCUCGCAUCCAAGUACUACUGGUCGGCCCCGGACGCCUACCUCGGAAAUAAGCUUACUGCGUUUGGCGGAUUCCUGAGGUAUACUGUUUCAUACGAUAUUCCAAUGGAAACGGUGGAUGGUGACCUCUUGUCUGAUGCUGACGUGAUCAUCAAGGGAAAUGGACUCACGUUAAGCACCCAGGCUGAGGGCCUGGCACUGCAACCCUACGAGGAAUACUUCAAUGUGAUUAGGCUUGUGCCAGAGAACUUCCGAGAUUUUAAUAACAAAAGGGAGAUAGAUCGAGACCAGCUGAUGACUGUCCUUGCCAAUGUGACACAUCUUUUGAUCAGAGCCAACUAUAACUCAGCAAAAAUGGCUCUUUACAGGCUGGACUCGGUCACUCUGGACACAGCUAGCCCUAAUGCCGUGGACCUGGCCCUGGCCACAGAUGUGGAGCACUGCGAGUGUCCUCAGGGCUACGCGGGGAUCUCCUGCGAGACCUGUCUUCCAGGCUACUACCGAGUGGAUGGAAUACUCUUUGGAGGAAUUUGUCAGCCCUGUGAAUGUCACGGCCACGCAGCUGAGUGCGAUAUUCAUGGCGUUUGUUUUGCGUGUAAGCAUAACACCACUGGAGACCACUGUGAGCAGUGUGCACCUGGCUUCUACGGGCUGCCCUCCAGAGGGACACCUGGGGACUGCCAGCCCUGUGCCUGCCCCCUCGCCACAGCCUCCAACAAUUUCAGCCCCACCUGCCACCUGGACGAUGGAGAAGAAAUGGUGUGUGACCAGUGUGCCCCGGGGUACACGGGCGCUUGGUGUGAGAGAUGUGCAGACGGUUACUAUGGCAACCCCACAGUGCCUGGGGAAUCCUGCGUUCCCUGUAACUGCAGCGGCAACGUGGACCCCUUAGAGGCCGGCCACUGUGACUCGGUCACCGGAGAGUGCCUGCGUUGCAUUGGGAACACGGCAGGCCCCCACUGUGAGAGGUGCGCAGAUGGCUUCUACGGGGAUGCGGUGACGGCUAAAAACUGCCGCGCUUGUGAAUGCCAUGGAGAGGGCUCCCUUUCCGGAGUGUGCCACCAUGAGACUGGCCUCUGUGACUGCAGACCACAUGUGACUGGACAGCAGUGUGACCAGUGCUUGCACGGCUAUUAUGGCUUGGCCACAGGGCAUGGCUGCUUGCCGUGUAACUGCAGCUCAUUGGGCUCCAUGUCGGACGACUGCUCGGAGGAAGGCUGUUGUCACUGCAUCCCGGGGGUUGCUGGGGACAGGUGCGACAGGUGUGCUCGGGGUUUCUACGCAUUCCAGGAUGGGGGCUGUACACCCUGUGACUGUGAGCACACUGGGAACAUCUGUGACCCCGCCUCCGGGGACUGCAUCUGCCCUCCCCACACCCGAGGUGCGGCCUGUGGAGAAUGUGAAGCUGGAUACUGGGGCCACAACCUAGAACUCGGCUGCCAGGAAAACGUCAUUGGCCUGCAGUGCAAUGAGUGCCGAGCUGGUACCUACGGGCUUCGGGAUGACAACCCUCUGGGGUGCACCCCAUGCUUCUGCUUCGGACUCUCGCAGCUCUGCUCGGAGGUGGACGGUUACGUGAGGAUCCCAGUGAUGCUGGACUCAGAUCAGCCUCUUCUGCAUGUGGUUUCUCAGAGUAACCUGAGGGGCACAGCCGAGGGAGUGUAUCACCAGGCCCCGGAUGUCCUCCUGGAUGCUGUGACUGUCAGGCAGCAUGUCCAUGAAGAGCCGUUUUACUGGCGGCUGCCAGGGCAGUUCCGGGGGAACCAGCUCACGGCCUACGGUGGCACACUAAGGUACAGUGUGGCUUUUUACUCUUCCAACGGCAUCGGCACCUUCAACCUUGAGCCACAAGUGCUCAUCAGAGGCGGCCGGACCCGAAAGCAAGUGAUUUAUAUGGACAUGCCCCCUCCAGAGAACGGAGUGUGGCAAGAGCAAGAAGUCGGGAUGAAAGAGAAUUAUUGGAAAUAUUUUAACUCUGUUUCUGAAGAACCUGUCACACGUUCUGAUUUUAUGUCCGUUCUUAGCAACAUUGAGUACAUUCUCAUCAAAGCAUCGUAUGGCCAAGGAUUACAACAAAGCAGAAUCACCAAUGUCUCAAUGGAGGUUGGCAGAAAGGCAGAAACACUGUAUCCUGGGAGCGAGGCAGCAUCCCUCAUAGAGAAGUGUCUCUGUCCUCCUGGCACUGCUGGACUUUCCUGUCAGGACUGUGCACCUGGUUACCAUAGAGGGAAGCUUCUAGAAAGUGGUGGCAAAGGACCCCACCCUCUGCUUGCUCCUUGUGUGCCCUGCAAUUGUAACAACCACAGUGACACCUGUGACCCCGAAACUGGGACGUGUCUGAACAUCAUGAACGAUCAUUUCAGUCCCACCUGUAUCUUGGAAGGCGAACAUGACUUGCGCUGUGAUGCCUGUUUUCUGGGCUAUGAAGGACAGUAUUGUGAAAGGUGUUCCUCAGGCUAUCACGGGGACCCUCGAGCACCAGGUGGCACUUGCCAGAGAUGCAACUGCAGCCCAAGAGGCUCUGUUCACAGACACUGUGACCAGGGGACGGGACAGUGUGACUGCAGGCCGGGGUUCACCGGGCUCCAGUGUGAGGAUUGUGAGCCAAAGCACAUUCUGAUGGAGAGCUAUUGUGUUUCUUGUGAUGAUGACUGUGUAGGUGUGCUCCUGAGUGACUUGGAUCGUAUUGGUGAUGCCAUUAUUUCUGUGAACCUCGCUGGUGUUAUCCCUGCCCCAUAUGGACUAUUGUCAGAACUGGAAAAUUUAACUAAAUAUCUCCAGGAGUCUUUAUUAAAAGAAAAUACACAAAAAGAACUGGCAAAAAAUCAACUUAAAGGUGUUGCAGAACAAAUGGAUGCUCUGGAAAAAGAGCUCACUAGAGUGUUAACGAGUAGCCAACAUGUGUCCAGGGUGACUGAGAGAAUCUUCAGCAAGAGUCAAGACCUCAUGAAGUUAACUGAGAAAUUGCAGCUAAACAUCCAAGAACUUAUUGAAAAAUCAACAAGUCUAGAUCAAUCUUUGGAUGAAGAGUUCCAGCUACCCAGUUCUACUCUUCAUAAUAUGCAAAAAAACAUUACAUCGCUGCUAGAAAUCAUACAGAAAAAGCAUUUCAUGCAGUUGCACCAAAAUGCUGCUCUGGAACUCAGUGCUGCUGAAGAUUUACUGUCACAGAUUCAGAAAAAUUACCAGGAGCCACAGGAAGAGUUGGUAGUAUUAAAAGAAGCAGCAAGCAGCCUCCUUUCAAAACACCACAAGGAACUGCAGGCAGCAAGAGACCUAGUGAGAGAAGCAGAGGCGAAGACACUGGAGAGCAGCCGCCUGCUGCUCAUCGUCAGUGCCAGCCUGAGGGAAUUCAGGGAUAAAAAGCUGCAUGUUCAAGAAGAACAAAACUUGACUUCAACUCUUGUCACCAAAGGGAGAGCAUGGUUAGAGGCUGCCACUAAAGGUGCAGACGCUACUCAAGAUGCUCUAGCACAGUUGGAGAAUCACCGGGAUGAGCUACUUUUGUGGACUGCAAAACUCAGGCAACAUGUGGAUGACCUGGUUAUGCAGAUGGUCAAAAGAAGAGCACUUGACCUUGUCUACAGGGCUGAGGACCAUGCAGCUGAGCUCCAGAGACUUGCAGACUCUCUGGACAGUGGCCUCAGAAAUGUUAGACACGUGUCCCUGAAUGCCACCAGUGCCACCCAUGUCCAUUCCGACAUUCAUAAUUUGAUUGAAGAAUCAGAAAAACUGGCCAAAGAUGCUCUCUGUACUGUGACUGAGGAGAAUCUGCUCUCAGAAUCCCUCAUUCCCAAGGGGAAGGUGGUGCUCCAGAACAGCUCCAAAUUUCUAAAAGAUGGCAAUAACCUGAGCAGAAAGCAUCAAGGUAUCACAUUGAAACUGAGUGAGUUGAAAAGAAAAGUGAACAGAUUUCAAGAGAAUACUCAUCAAAUUACUAAGCGAGCCAAUGAAUCACUCUUAAUACUUCGAGCAAUUCCUGAAAGUAUCAGAGACAAAGGUGCCAAAAUCAAAGAACUGGCCACAUCUGUGAUUGAAAGUGCUGGGAGCACCCUGAAGACCACUGAGGGUUUGACCAGGAAGCUUUUGAACACAUCCCCUGGCUUGUCAGAGAUCAACAGCACCUUACAAGAAACAAACCGACUUCUGCGGGACUCUUCAGUAACCACUUUGCUGGCAGGAAGAAAAGUUAAGGAUGCAGAAACACAAGCCAACCUGUUAUUUGAUCGGUUGAAGCCUUUGAAGGUACUAGAAGAGAAUCUGAGCAGGAACCUAUCAGAAAUCAAACUACUGAUCAGCCAGGCCCGGAAACAAGCUGCUUCGAUUAAAGUCGCUGUGUCUGCAGACAGAGAUUGUAUCCGGGCCUACCAGCCACAAAUUUCUUCUACUAACUAUAACACCUUAACACUCAAUGUUAAAACAAGUGAACCUGAUAAUCUUCUCUUCUACCUGGGAAGCAGUACCAGUGCUGACUUCCUGGCGGUGGAGAUGCGACGUGGGAAUGUGGCCGUCAUCUGGGACGUGGGCUCUGGGUCGGCGCGGUUAGAAUUUCCAGACUUUCGCAUUGAUGACAACAAAUGGCACAGUAUUUAUGUCACCAGGUUUGGAAACAUUGGUUCAUUGAGUGUAAAGGAAAUGAGCGCAUCGCAAAAGCCACCUCCAAAAACAAGUAAAUCCCCUGGAACAGCUAAUGUUCUGGAUAUAAACAACUCCACGCUCAUAUUUGUCGGAGGCCUUGGAGGACAGAUCAAGAAGUCCCCUGCUGUGAAGGUCACUCAUUUCAAAGGCUGCAUGGGAGAAGCCUUCCUGAAUGGACAGUCCAUUGGCCUGUGGAACUAUCUUGAAAGGGAGGGGAAGUGCCACGGCUGCUUUGGCAGUCUCCAGAAUGAAGACUCUUCCUUCCAUUUUGAUGGGAAUGGGUAUUCUGUAAUGGAGAAGACACUCCGAGCUACCGUCACUCAGAUAAUUAUGCUUUUUAGUACCUUUUCACCUAAUGGACUUCUUCUCUACCUCGCUUCAAAUGGCACGAAGGACUUUUUAGCCAUUGAGCUGGUCCAUGGCAGAGUUAAAGUCACAGUUGACCUGGGCUCAGGGCCUCUUGCUCUUAUUACAGACAGACGAUAUAAUAACGGCACCUGGUACAAAAUCGCCUUCCAGCGAAACCGAAAGCAAGGACUCCUAGCUGUUAUUGAUGCCUAUAACACGACUUACAAAGAAACCAAGCAAGGUGAAACUCCAGGAGCAUCUUCUGACCUCAAUCGUCUUGAUAAGGAUCCAAUUUAUGUGGGUGGAUUACCUAGGUCAAGAGUUGUAAGGAAAGGUAUCACCAACAAAAACUAUGUGGGUUGUAUCAAAAACCUGGAAAUAUCGAGAUCGACCUUUGAUUUACUCAGAAAUUCCUACGGAGUGAGAAAAGGCUGUCAACUGGAGCCUAUCAGAAGUGUUAGCUUCCUGAAAGGCGGCUAUGUUGAAUUGCCACCCAAGUCCUUGUCACCCGAAUCAGAAUUGUUGGUGACCUUUGCCACUGAGAACAGCAGUGGCAUCAUUCUGGCUGCCUUGAACCAACACAGAGAGAAGCAGGGCCACCGGCACCCCCAUGUGCUUAAUUUUGCAAAUACUUUGUUUGUAUCUAGACUUUUGGAUUUCACUAGUGCGGUUCAUUAUGAACACGUGGACCUGGACACCUGCCUGCUUUCAGAAAGGCCUGACCCGGCUUCUCAUGGAGAGGACAGCGAGCCCCAGCCUUUACCACGGCCAGAACCGUGUGCCGUGGAAGGAGCUCCAGAGUACGUCCCCAGUGCUCACCAGUUUGGCCUCACACAACACAGCCAUUUCGUGUUGCCUUUUAACCAGUCAGCUGUCAGAAGGAGGCUAAUGGUUCAGCUCAGCAUACGCACAUUCGCCCCCAGUGGUCUGAUUUACUACAUGGCUCAUCAGAACCAGGUUGAUUAUGCCACCCUGCAGCUGCACGAGGGCCGCCUCCACUUCAUGUUUGGCCUGGGGAAAGGCAGAACCCAGGUCUCCCACCCGAUGCUGCUCAGUGACGGGAAGUGGCACACGGUCAAAACAGAGUACUUUAAAAGAAAGGGCUCCAUGACAGUUGAUGGCCAGGAAUCCCCCCUGGUGACCACAGUGGGAGAUGGAAUCACCUUGGAUGUGGAAGGGAAAUUGUACCUGGGAGGCCUUCCCUCUGAAUACAAGGCCAGGAACAUCGGAACUAUCACCCACAGCAUCCCUGCCUGCAUUGGGGAGGUGACAGUGAACAGCAAACAGCUGGACAAAGACAGCCCAGCGUCUGUGUUUGCAGUCACCAGGUGCUACACAGCAGCCCAGGAAGGGACUUUCUUUGACGGAAGCGGCUAUGCUACUCUAGUCAAGGAAGGCUACAGAGUCCGAUCAGACAUAAACAUCACACUGGAGUUUCGUACUUCCUCAGAAAAUGGAGUCCUGCUGGGGAUCAGCACAGCCAAAGUGGAUGCCCUUGGGCUAGAGAUUGUAAAUGGCAAGCUCUUGUUUCAUGUUAAUAAUGGUGCUGGGAGGAUAACAGCUACAUAUGAGCCCAAAGCUACCAGUUCUCUCUGCAAUGGGAAGUGGCACACACUUCAGGCCAACAAAAGCAAACACCGCUUGAUGCUCAUUGUGGAUGGAAAUGCAGUUCAUGCUGAAAGCCCACACACCCAGUCCACCUCAGCAGACACCAACAACCCCAUCUAUGUCGGUGGCUACCCUGCUGGAGUAAAGCAAAACUGCCUGACCAGCCAGACUUCCUUCCGGGGCUGUAUGAGAAAGCUGACUCUGAUUAAGGGCCCGCAAGAGCAAUCCUAUGACUUCAGCAGAGCCUUUGACCUACAAGGAGUUUUUCCUCAUUCCUGUCCUGGGACUGAGUCUUGAACUUCAAGGGAAUUCCUCGAUUGGGGAUUAUUGUUUAUAUUUUGAGAAUAAUUUGGGGGGUUAAAAAAUGUCAGUUCAAAUUUCACUUCCAACUCAGGUUGUUUCCAGAUAGAAAUGAGCUCAUGUUCAACUAAAAC